This is a messenger RNA of Medioppia subpectinata, 852 nucleotides long. NCBI's taxonomy places the organism in Eukaryota, Metazoa, Arthropoda, Arachnida, Sarcoptiformes, Oppiidae. The record is from the annotation of a GenBank genome assembly.
AUGAGUUGUUGUGCUAAAAAGUCGGGAACCGAGUGUUGCGGCGCCGAUAAGUCGACGGCCCAGACAUCGGAAACCGCUAUACGAGACGCGGUUCGCGAACAUUACGCUCGAGUCGUGACCAGCGAUAAGUCGGGUUCGGGCGACUGUUGCGGCGCCGGCUCUUGUUUCGCGCCCAACACCGACCAAAACUACGCCCAAAAGCUGGGCUACAGCGCCGACGACUUGGCGGCCGCUCCGGACAGGGCUAACCUCGGCCUCGGGUGCGGUAAUCCCAUCAAAGUGGCUAAACUACAGCCGGGAGAGACUGUACUGGACUUGGGCUCCGGCGCCGGCUUUGACGCGUUCAUCGCCGCCCGCGCUGUCGGCCCCACCGGACUCGUGAUCGGAGUCGAUAUGACACCGGAGAUGAUAGAGAAAGCCACGGCGAACGCCCAGAAGUCGGGCCACAAGAACGUAGACUUCCGUUUGGGACAGAUUGAGGACAUGCCGGUGGAGAGCGGCUCAGUCGACGUCGUUAUAUCCAAUUGUGUGAUAAAUUUGGUGCCAAACAAACGCAAAGCGAUUGAGGAGUCGUAUCGGGUGUUGCGUUCCGGCGGACGUCUGGCCAUUUCGGAUGUGGUCACUAAUGUUGAGCUCCCGGAGGACGUGCGCCGCGAUCUGGCCCUCUAUGCCGGAUGUCUGGCCGGCGCCACACCAGUGGUUGAUCUCCAGGAGUACCUGAAAAGUGCCGGUUUUGUUGACAUUAAGAUUUCGCCGAAAGACGAGUCGCGAGAAUUCAUUAAGGAUUGGGCGCCCGGUUUGAAACUCGAGGAGUUUGUUGUGUCCGCACAUAUCGAGGCCAAAAAGCCCUAA